Molecule: messenger RNA, 5716 nt
Organism: Pseudopipra pipra
Lineage: Eukaryota; Metazoa; Chordata; Aves; Passeriformes; Pipridae
Gene: MID1
Product: midline 1
Exons: 11
Coding region: 734-2821 (695 amino acids)
Biological process (GO): regulation of microtubule cytoskeleton organization
Cellular component (GO): cytoplasm
Molecular function (GO): protein binding; zinc ion binding
Source: RefSeq, a predicted model, not a curated record
UAAUCUGACAUGAGGAAAUCGGUGCUUCGGAAGCGCAUGUGGCUCCAACACGGACGGGAUAUUGCCACUUUACCGGGCGGCUGUCGAGCGUUCCUGCAUCACUCUAACGUUGCAGUAAUUUCAACUGGACAUUUACAUAUCCUUGCUGAAGUCCUGGCAGUCCGUUAAGCUUCGAGCAGACCCAGAGCAGUUACAUGAGAAUGGGAAUUAAUCUCUUAUACCGCAAAUUGACUUCCCUCUUUCUAGCCCUAGACACUGUUUCCAGCUGCUUUCAGUCUUUUAAAUCCUUGAAAGCUUUCCUAAUCCUCGUGUAGGCAGCAGCCUUUAUGUGCUCUGCCUCCCUCCCCUUCCUUCUGAUUGGCGAGGCUAUUCCAUGGCCCAGCUCAGCCAACUACUCCAUCCCUGGGCUACGGUUUGAAAUCAGAGCCAGGCGGACAGUUGCCUCCCCGCUCCCGACUUUUCAUAGGCUGGGGAAAGAAGGUUGGGAAACUUGACAUUGUCGUAAGACUCCCCCCAGCAAAGAAUAAAAAGGGGGAAAAAAUAAUACACAGGGAAGAGGAGGGAGGAAAACUUGAUUACGGUGGGAAACUUGAUGGAUUUCUGCCCUGCCGACAGCAGCGCGGUGUGAGCAGCCCCUUGCCGGCUGGAUGGAUGAUGGGAAUCUCACCAUGAGGCAGAUAGCUGAUCAGCUUCCCUGGAUUUCGCUGACGCCACAGGAAAGCUUUGCCUGAAGAUGGAAACACUGGAGUCAGAACUGACCUGCCCUAUCUGUCUGGAGCUGUUUGAAGACCCGCUGCUGCUGCCUUGCGCUCACAGCCUCUGCUUCAACUGCGCACACCGCAUCCUGGUCUCCCACUGCGCCACCAACGAGCCAGUGGAGUCUAUCACCGCCUUCCAGUGCCCGACCUGCCGCUAUGUCAUCACCCUCAGCCAGCGCGGUCUAGACGGGCUCAAGCGUAACGUCACCCUGCAGAACAUCAUCGACAGGUUUCAGAAAGCCUCGGUCAGCGGGCCCAACUCCCCCAGCGAGACCCGCCGGGAGCGGGCAUUUGAUAACAACAGCAUGUCGUCCUGCGAGAAGGUCCUCUGCCAGUUCUGCGACCAAGACCCUGCCCAGGAGGCAGUGAAAACCUGUGUUACCUGCGAGGUGUCCUACUGCGAGGAGUGCCUGAAAGCCACUCACCCCAAUAAGAAGCCGUUCACUGGCCACCGUCUCAUUGAACCCAUUCCGGACUCCCACAUCAGGGGAUUAAUGUGCUUGGAGCAUGAGGAUGAGAAAGUUAACAUGUACUGCGUGACUGAUGACCAGUUAAUUUGUGCCUUGUGUAAACUGGUCGGGCGACACCGUGACCAUCAGGUGGCAGCUUUAAGUGACCGUUAUGACAAGCUAAAGGAACUAACCCCACCCUGGAGUCCAGAACUUGCUGAGAAUUCAGAAGCUGUGGCAGUAUCUCUCUGUAGUGACAUGAUAGGCCAGCAAAAUUUGGAGAGUAACCUCACCAACCUUAUUAAGAGGAAUACAGAGCUGGAAACUCUUCUGGCAAAACUCAUUCAGACCUGUCAGCAUGUAGAAGUAAAUGCAUCCCGCCAAGAAACCAAACUGAUGGAAGAAUGUGACCAGCUCAUUGAAAUUAUCCAGCAAAGAAGACAAAUAAUUGGAACCAAGAUCAAAGAAGGAAAGGUGGUGAGGUUGAGAAAACUGGCUCAGCAGAUUGCGAACUGCAAACAGUGCAUUGAGCGCUCGACAUCCCUCAUCUCUCAGGCUGAGCAGUCGCUGAAGGAGAAUGAUCACGCUCGUUUCCUGCAGACAGCUAAAAAUAUCACUGAAAGGGUUUCCAUGGCAACUGCAUCCUCCCAGGUUCUAAUUCCUGAAAUUAAUCUCAAUGAUACUUUUGAUACUUUCGCACUUGAUUUUACCAGGGAGAAGAAGUUGUUGGAAUGCCUUGAUUAUCUUACAGCUCCCAACCCACCCACCAUUCGAGAAGAGCUCUGUACAGCUUCAUAUGACACCAUUACUGUCCACUGGACAUCGGAUGAUGAGUUCAGCGUGGUCUCUUACGAGCUGCAGUACACCAUCUUCACUGGACAAGCUAAUGUUGUUAGUUUAUGCAACUCAGCCGACAGCUGGAUGAUUGUUCCUAAUAUCAAACAAAACCACUACACGGUGCACGGGUUACAGAGUGGCACUAAGUACAUCUUCAUUGUUAAGGCCAUUAAUCAGGCAGGGAGCAGGAGCAGCGAGCCUGGCAAACUCAAGACAAACAGUCAGCCAUUUAAACUGGACCCCAAAUCUGCUCAUAGAAAAUUGAAAGUGUCUCAUGAUAACUUGACGGUGGAACGCGAUGAAACAUCCUCCAAAAAGAGUCACACACCAGAGCGAUUCACAAGCCAAGGGAGCUAUGGAGUAGCUGGCAACGUGUUCAUCGACAGCGGGCGGCAUUACUGGGAAGUGGUUAUAAGCGGGAGUACGUGGUAUGCUAUUGGUAUUUCGUACAAGUCAGCACCGAAGCACGAGUGGAUCGGAAAGAAUUCUGCCUCCUGGGUGCUUUGCCGCUGCAAUAACACGUGGGUGGUGCGGCACAACAGCAAAGAAAUCCCCAUCGAGCCUGCCCCUCACCUCCGGCGGGUCGGGAUUUUGCUGGACUAUGACAACGGCUCCCUUGCUUUUUACGAUGCUUUGAACUCCUUACACCUUUACACUUUUGACAUUACUUUUGGGCAGCCAGUGUGCCCCACGUUCACAGUGUGGAACAAGUGUUUGACCAUUAUAACUGGCUUGCCUAUCCCUGACCACCUGGACUCCUCGGAGCAGCUCGCAUGACUGCUAAAAGCCAAAAGGUAGGACAACAAAUCCUCCCAGGGUGGCCAGGCAGCUGCCUGCAGGAGCUUACCCGGAGCUGGUGGACCUAUGUGGCAUCCUGGCCAUCGCUGCCAAAUUUGGCCAAAACUGAAAAGGAGAUAAUAUCUCUUUCUGUGUACUCUGUAAGGAAGAACAAAAGGUGGCUUUAAAAAUAUCUUGGAACUUUCUUUUGCAGUUGGUUUUGUUUGGUUGGUUUUGUAUUUAGUCUCUUACUGGAAGAUUUAUAAAUUAUUUAUAAAAAUAAAAAAAAAAAAAAAAAAGAAGUGAAAGCCUGGUUUGGACACCUGGAAAAUUACUUUUUUUUUUCCUGCACAUUGAUGGCCCUAUUAAUUAAAGUUUCAUCAGCCUUUUGAAUAAUUUUAUUUUACAGUGGAUAAAAGCAGGAAAUCGGAAGGAUGAAAACUGCGCAGUGGACAAAGUAUACUGCAGGUUCUACUCGUACCAACAUUAGUGGUCUCAUUGCCAGCCUUAUUAAGUGUGAGAUCUCCCAAUUUCUACUUUGCACAUGGAAGUGUGCAGACCAAAAGAACAGAAAUAAAAAAGAGAGCCAGCCAACACAGCAAAAGAAUAAAGUUUAAUUUACUUCUGUUCACAGGGCAGUGCUCUCUCAGUUCAUAAAAAACAUGUGGAAUAUCUCCUAGAAAUGUGAGUGGAUAAAUCAUCUGGUGAUUUAUUUUAUUGAUGGCAACAUUCCCAUCUACCAGUGCUUCGCUUUCGUCUUUGGGAAAUAUUAUAGAAUCACUGAGGAUGUGGAAGACUGAUACCAUCUCUGAGAAUCAGCAACACUGGAGGGGAGCAGCCAAUCCAAGGUCUGACUGUAGACUAAUUUGAUAAAGCACGGCAUCAUUUAAGGAUUGAUUGUAAUAGAAAAUGUCACGGUUCUGAUGGUAGACAUGUGAAUGCUUAUUGCUGAUUUUACAAGGUUCAACAUAGCAAACCCAGCCAACAACUCGGAAGUGAGACUUGCACCACUUUACCAUUGAUUUUAAAUUAAAUACAAAUGUUUCACUGUCAUACACUGUAUAGUGUCUAUAACAAAGCAAGGAAGUCUGUUUUACAUGUGCUGUAUGGAGAAACAAUGCAACUGGAGUGUGCUCAUAGUUAUUGUCCUGGGUUGUUUGGGAAAGCACAAUUCUCUUUGUGAAUGAGGAGUAAAGAGCAAGCUUUCAGCAGCAGUAGGAAUCUGCAUGGGCAGACCUGACAUUCAUCCUAGUGUUGGUAGAUGAGCUUCAGUGAAGGCAGUAGAGGUUGUAUGUACUUUAUCUCAAAGCUGAAUCAGGUACAUUUUUUCCUGUUUCCCUUCUACAGAAUAGAAAUCCUUUGUAAUUACUGCAAUGCUUAUAAAUAUUCAUUUUGGGAGAUGCUUGAGGCAUAUGACAACUUUAAAAGAAUGGUUUUCCUGUAGUGUUUUGUUGUUACUAUGCAAGUGGUUCGAAUCUGCCUGUGUAGAGAAAGGAUAAAUGUAAUAUCAGCUUUAAGAAAAGAUUUGCUCGGUAAUUUAUAACCAUGCUUUUGGUGUCUUUUGGAAAAGAUGCCUUAAUGCACUUUGUUCACUAAUGGGUCCAAAAUAAAAUGGUCCCAAGCUCAGCUUCAGAUUUUUAAAAUACUGAUUCUCCCAGUAAAAGACUAUAUUACAGUUUGCCUUCUGAUGAUAUAAAAAAAUUUAUGAGCAGGAUGAGGAAUAUGUACAUGCCUAUCUGGUUUUUUCCUUUUUUUUAGUAGAAAAUAAAUGCCUGUCCAUGUUCCUUUGAUUUCCCUUUAUGUGUCAUGAUAACUGCUGAAUUAAAUACAGAAAAAUCUGGCAGUACAUUGCUGGUACCAGGGCUUUCAGCUGGGCAGCAUCCCAUUGUUCAUAGGCAGGAGCCACUGAUGUUUCCAGAGUAGACAUAAAUAAGACAUUGUGAACUGCAGCAUUUAUCAUACUGUCUUUAAUAAUCAAGAAAUGUGUACCCAAAAAUUAAAAAGUUAAUAAGUCCCCAAACAUUACAUUUUACAAUUGAAUACAAUGUUACUGAUAGAAUCUGAUAUACACUGCCCAGAGGAUCUGACCUGGGAUGUUUGGGAGGUAGCUGAGAUGGCAUGAAAAUUUUUAUAAAAUGAGUUGACAGGAGAUGACUGAUGCAAAGCAGUGAUAAAAAUAUACAUGAAGAAAGGAGUUUUAAUCUAGGCUUAUUGCCAAGUUUCUGCCUGAAAGGAAAAGGCAUACUAGCAAAUUACAUGUAGCAAGACUAUGUAUCUUCUCUUUUGCCACAAACAUUAAAUCUAGAAGCUGAUUUCAGAGGUGGAUAAACUGAAAACACUCUUCAGUGUUUAUCUAUACAAUGUUCGCAGAGAUUGAGCUGGACGGAAGCAAUACCAUGAAUUUGGAGAGGUCCUAAAUGAUCUCACGUAUUUUCAUUGUAAAGACAGGCCAUGAUUCUAAAGACAGAUCAGGGUUUUGGCCAAUGGAGGAAGAAUGGUCUACAGACCUUGCUGAAUCAUUUUUAUUUUAACACAGAACAUUUCAUUUGGAGCUAAGCCACAUUUCUCCCAUGGCCUAUUAACUCAGUCAGUACUUUUUGUGCAUAUAUGUUUGUGUAUGUAUUUACACAUAUGUAUGGGUAAACACACCAGUAUAUGCACAAAUAUGGUGUAUAUGCAUACAUACGUAUAUACACAGACAAAGCAACAGCAAUUAGUCAGGUAUUCCUUUUUUGCUUGUUUCUUGAACAAUUUCAUAUUCUGUACGAUGAUGAGGAAACAAGUUUGCUAUGAAUGGUGUUCUUCUGGACAUUUUUUAACAAACAAAAUCUGUUUAUUUUGCAAUACUUGAUUCAAUGCCUGAUUAAUCAAUAAAAACAUUAAUUUGAAAAUGUA